GCCCAAUGGACGAUCACCUCAGCAUCUUCGACCUAAAACUUCACGACGAUUUCAGAAAGCACCACCACACUGUCAACGAUCCCCUUACGAUUGAAUUUCAACCAUUCUUGGAAGCUCAUAUAGUCAGGCAAUCGUCAGGAAAUCAUGGCAACCUAUCAAUCCCGGCCCAACUUAGUACCCUCAGCACCUUCUCACGUCGCGAGUCCAUCUCCAGGUCCUUCCGGAAGUCUUCAGCCUGGUACAAAGGUUCAAGUUGGAAAGUAUGUAGUCAAAGUGGACAAGUUUCUCAGUGAAGGGGGUUUCGCCCAUGUGUACGUUGCUAGUUUGGUUUCACCUUCCAGUGUUGAAGGCUUUGCGCCCACUCAAAACACAUUUGUCUUGAAGCGGAUGGCUGUACCCGAUAAAGCCGGCCUUGUGGAGGUGAGGAAGGAGGUGGAUGUAAUGAAGCAACUGAGGCCUCACAAGCAUGUUGUAUAUUUCAUCGAAGCCUCUGCAUCCUCUAUUGUGGGUGGGUCUGGGUAUGAAAUAUUCAUCUUGAUGGAGCUUUGUCCAGGCGGUGGCAUAAUUGACUUAUUGAAUUCACGUCUACAAAACCGCCUGACUGAGUCUGAGAUUCUGAAGAUAUUCAGCGAUACAGUCGAAGCGGUAGCUCAUAUGCACAGUCAGACCCCUAUCUUGAUGCACCGUGACUUGAAAGUCGAGAACAUCCUGGUGGCCGCUCCUAAUCUCUACAAAUUGUGCGAUUUUGGCUCUACUACCACUCCGCCAACAACCCCACCCCAAAGCACCGCUGAGAUCCAGGCAUUAGAGGCGGAUCUGAACAAGCAUACAACUCUUCAAUAUCGAGCUCCUGAGAUGGUGGAUGUGUGGAGCCGUAAAGGUGUCACCGAGAAAGCAGAUAUUUGGGCUUUAGGCGUCUUUCUCUACAAACUUUGUUAUUACACAACACCCUUCGAGGAGCAUGGCCCGAUGGCAAUCCUCAAUGUUCAAUACACCAUUCCUUCUUACCCUGCUUACAGCAACUCUAUCAAGUAUUUGAUCGGUACCAUGCUUCAGAAGUCCGCACUCAGUAGGCCGGACAUCUGGCAGGUACAUGAACAUACGUGCAAACUGCGAGGUAUCCAGCCCCAUUUGAAACGGGUAAGUCCAAUGAUGGCUUCGCUGUAUGAUCACUGUGAUGAUGUGACGUUUGUUCCGAAUUUUAGCGUGCGAGCAGAGCCGCAACAUCCUUGGGAUCAGGACCCACACAGCGAUCAGGGCAAGCUUCAUCUAUCGCGAAUGUAG
This is a messenger RNA of Melampsora larici-populina 98AG31, 1284 nucleotides long. RefSeq lists its product as uncharacterized. Gene Ontology annotation, molecular function: protein serine/threonine kinase activity; ATP binding. The coding region runs from base 145 to 1284 and encodes 379 amino acids. Gene Ontology annotation, cellular component: cytoplasm. The transcript has 6 exons. The record is from RefSeq and is a predicted model, not a curated record. NCBI's taxonomy places the organism in Eukaryota, Fungi, Basidiomycota, Pucciniomycetes, Pucciniales, Melampsoraceae. Gene Ontology annotation, biological process: protein autophosphorylation; actin cortical patch assembly; actin filament organization.